Clonostachys byssicola is the source of this 1593-nucleotide messenger RNA. NCBI's taxonomy places the organism in Eukaryota, Fungi, Ascomycota, Sordariomycetes, Hypocreales, Bionectriaceae. The record is from the annotation of a GenBank genome assembly.
AUGAGUGAGGCGGUGACAUUGGCGUUGACCCUCGAUGACCUCCAGGCCGAGGCUGACAGGCGCAACAACCCGGUGCUCACCCCCUUGAUGGAAGAGGACAUCGCGUACAUUGAAGCCUUGUACAACUCCGGUGCUAAGCUAUGGACCAAGGAGAUGUUCGUCUCGGUUGAGGCUGAGCUUUCCAAGCAACCCCUUCCCCAGUUUGUUGAGCUUCGAAGCAUGAAUGGCAAUGUCAGGCAGAAGCGGCUUCCGCGGGCACCAUCCGUCUCUCCCCAACGCCCUGGAGGAGGCUCCAUGGGCCGUCCACUACCUUUCAUUCGGUACUUCCUUUACCAGGACCUCAAAGCCAUCGUCAGCGAGGAGGAGCAUGACCACAACCUUGGCGAAGCAGUGGCAACCCUCAGUGACGAGAUAAGACGCACACUGGCUACUCGCGCCAUGUCCAUUUCGCUCAUCAGUUAUGCUCCCACCUCUAUUGACUACGACAGGAUCAGAGGGGAAUGGGAUGCCGUCGUGAACCAUCGUUGGCCUCUUAGCCACACCUGCGCAGAGAUCACCAAAGUUCUGGCCGAACAAGCCGCAAUCUCAAAGAACAUUAACAAGAUUGUCUGCUUUGGCCUCGGCAGCCUUGGAUGGUCUAUUGAGAUAGAAGAUGAGCGCUACGAGCCUGCUGAUAGAGUUUACUCUGCGAUCGUUCAGCAUGCAGCGGCUCUCACAAUUGCAAAAGUGAUUGGCAAGCGGUUAGAUGUUGGCGGCCUGACGGUAUUCUGCCAGGACCCCAUCUACAGUGCUGCUGACAAGCGUGUGCUUGCCGAGGCUGGAAUCCAAGUCGUCGGUGGCCGCGGCGGCCUCGCAUUUACCUAUAUUGACGAGAAUACGGUCGUCAUCAGCUGUCACCCCAACAUUCCCGUGAAGCAAGUGGUUGCCGACCUGGGCAAGCCUGCUAUCUUGAUCUGCAACGAGGUCAAAGAGGAGGGCGAAGAGAAGUGGAGGGUGUUUGAAAGGCAUGGUAACUUCGGCCUACUCUCACCCUACCCGACCGAUCACGACUCCCCACGUACGCGAGAGAUGGUCAAGGGGUAUCAUAGGUUCCCGUUUCCCCAAGAUCGCCUGGGAUUUGGCGACAUACAAAUCUACGUCCGCAAAGAUCCGAUCAACGAGGCAUCCAGCAGCGUAGCCCAUGAGACUGUCAAGGACGUCACUGGCGAGGCUGCCAAGGACCUUUCAGGUGAAAGCUCGAAGGGCAUCGCCGGCGGUGUUCCCACAGACGCCAAUUUCGAGGCUCCUGAGGAGGCCACCGACAAGCCCUCCAAGGGAAUCACCAUCAAGAAUUCCAGGAGCAUUACUGACGAGGGCUCCAAGGACUCUGCGCGUGAAACUCCCCAAGGAGUCGCUGACGAGGCUUUCGAGUACGCCACUGGCGAUACUCCAAAUAACGUCUACGGCGUGAUUUUCAAGAACAUCAACUGGAAGGCUUCUAAAAGCAUCACUGACGAGACUGCCACGGACGCUGAAGCUGAGGCCCCCAAGGGCGUCACUGGCGAUAUUUCCAAGGACGUUAUUGGCAAGGCUUGCAAGGACUCGUCUGGCUGA